Molecule: messenger RNA, 2018 nt
Organism: Durotheca rogersii
Lineage: Eukaryota; Fungi; Ascomycota; Sordariomycetes; Xylariales; Xylariaceae
Exons: 4
Coding region: 1-1938 (645 amino acids)
Source: RefSeq, a predicted model, not a curated record
AUGAUAGAGCGAGCGACCGGCGCCCAGCACGCCCGGACCCCGGCGCAGGCGGGCUCGACGGCCAAGGGGUGGGACAGCGAGGAACUGCGGAGAUGCGGCGCGAUAGGCACGACGACGCCGCGGGUGCUGGGCCUCGAGAACGCGGUGCACCCGGUGUUCGCGGGGUGGGCGGGCAGCGACGCCGAGGUGGCUCUGCGCGCGGAGCUCGAGCAGCCGCUGCGGCUCGCGAGCCGCGUGCUGCGGGCCGCCGGGCUGCCCUGGGCCUCGGACUUCCUAGCCCACGGCGUCUUCGCGCCGGACUACGGCGGCCGCGCCCCGAGCUGCCGGUGCAGCUUCGGCUCCGGCUUGGGCCCCGCGGGGGCCGCGGCGGCUGCGAGUGCCGGUCCUGCCGCUGCCAGCGCUGCCGCUGCUACUACUACCAUCGUCCGGCACCACCGCCGCCGACGGCGCAACGCGGGGUCCUCGCAGGAACAUAGCGUGGGCGGGGAGGAGGACGCGAGGGAGCGCGGAGGGCAGCGGGAUGAGUGGCUGCGCACGGCGGAGGCCCGGCUCGCAGAUGAGGCGGUGGCGCGCGCCACGACAUGGCAGCUCGACGCCCGGAUAUUCCGGCAGCGGGGAUGGGUUGGGUACACGUGUCGGCACCCGCGGUGCGGAGGGGCCUCACUCGCGGUGUCCGAUGACGGCCACGGGGCCACGCGCAGCGGAGGAGACGGGGGUAGGAAUAGAGAGGGAGACGAUGAGCCGGCAGGGAGAGCUAGCAGGUAUAACGACCUGACAAUCCUGGUGGCUGCCGAGUUCCCCGCGCGGAUGGCGGAGCUGAGGAGGUGCGGGAAGGAGCACGGCGAGGAGUACUUGCUCACGGCGUUCAUGGCGGCCGUGACGAUACUACACGAACUCGGACACGCGAUCUACUGGAUAGACCGCCGGGCAGUGCCAGGGAACCUUCACGAGCCCUUUUACGGCGGCGACCUCGAGAUGGAGCUCGGCGACAGCUUCGUUGCCUCUGUCUUUGGCGGGUGGGUACCAGUGCCGAUCGGCGACCUGACCGAGGCCGAUCGAGAGGGGGGUGGUGGAAGGAGAGGGACGAAACUUGGCUUCGAGGACGGUCUCGCGUGGCGGCAGUUUCUGAGCUGGGAUUAUCAUAGGCUCCGCCCUAAGCACCGCGCCCACUACUCGAUAUCCGUCGACUACGUCGCCCGACUCUUCUCCGAGCAAUGCUGGCUUGAUAUGCGCGACGACCCCGCAAGGGAUCUGAUUUGGCCGCGGGUGCUUACAACGGAGGAUGUCCUUGGAGAGGUCGGCAUCUGCGCGCGGGCGGCUACGGCGGGCGGCCAUGCAACGGCCGCCAUCGCGGACUUUCACUGCGCAGGCGAAGGUUGGGUGUGGAACCGGCUCCCGGGAGGGCAGUUCCGUAUCCCUCAGUACGAUGGGUACCUCUGCCCGGAUAUGGACUUGCCCGUCGCCACCGACGACGUGAUUGAGGAGCCUAGACCGCGGCUGUCCUCGUAUACCACAACGCUCUUAACACCGCCAUCAUCAACAAUAGUAACAACAGCAGUAACUCUAAAACCAGCGGCAGUCCAGAUAAUGGGGGUGGGUAGCGGGAAAGCCGGUCAGACGUCGGUCCACAGAACUAGGCCGGUAACCACCAUGCCGUCCGUGGGACAUGAUAAGAAUCACGAGAAGAGCAACAACGAUGCGUACGGGAAAAAGAAAAACGACAGGCCCCGGCGGCGGGGACAUUGUGGCGCAAAAGAGACGGGAGAGGAGGGAAUCUCGGCGCGCACACGACUCUGUAUGGUGGAGCGGCCGGUGUUAGGGGACCGCCCGAGCAAGUCGGAGAUAUCCCUCGACGAGCUGAGGAGCCGACUGUCACAAUUACUAGGGGUGUCGCUCUACGAGCUCGAGGAGCUAUUCGAGGCCUCUCGGUGUGCGUAGGCGGGCAAGGAAAGAAUAGAAGAGAAGGACAAGAAGAGCGAGAAGUGGAGUGAAACGAUAAGCGGGUUUACUCGGGUCGU